Messenger RNA from Hibiscus syriacus, 1520 nucleotides. RefSeq names its product toMV susceptible protein tm-1(GCR26)-like. Lineage: Eukaryota; Viridiplantae; Streptophyta; Magnoliopsida; Malvales; Malvaceae. The coding region runs from base 101 to 1465 and encodes 454 amino acids. The record is from RefSeq and is a predicted model, not a curated record. The transcript is spliced from 5 exons.
AAAUCUGCAUUUCGUAACACUAAGAGAUAUUACUCUGCGAGGAAAAUUGUACAAGACAGACUCAAUUCAACUCGUUCCCAAAUUAGUUGUCUCACCUCAAAUGGAUGCUACUCCUAAAGUUUACUGUGUUGGAACGGCUGACACUAAGCUCGACGAGCUCCGAUUCCUGUCUGACUCAGUUCGAUCCUCUCUCACCACCUUUUCUAACUCCUCUUCCUCCAAGGUAGAAGUUGUGAUAGUCGAUGUUUCCGCUGGUCAAAAGGAAACCGAGAGAUUAAGUGAUUUCAAGUUUGUGACGAGAAAGGAACUUCUUUUAUGCUAUUCUGAAUCAGUUGGGGGAAACCCAAUUGUGCUUCCAGAUGAUAGAGGUGAAGCUGUUGGUGUUAUGAGCAAGGCACUGCAACAUUUCAUUAACAAAACUCGGGCUGAUGGUGGUGUUGCUGGAGCCAUUGGCCUUGGAGGCACCGGAGGCACAUCUUUGUUAUCAUCACCAUUUAGAUCUCUUCCUCUCGGCGUUCCGAAGCUCAUUGUAUCGACUGUAGCUAGUGGUCGAACCGAACCUUAUGUUAAAACAUCGGAUUUGGUAUUGUUUCCGUCGAUCGUCGAUAUCUGUGGGAUUAAUAGUGUUAGUACAGUUGUGUUAUCAAAUGCUGGUGCUGCUUUUGCUGGAAUGGUGAUUGGAAGGCUUGAGAUGCUCCAACAGCGUUGUAAUGAAGGUAAAAAAGGCACUGUGGGUAUAACUAUGUAUGGGGUCACGACUCCAUGUGUUAAUGCUGUGAAUCAAAGAUUGCAGAAGGAAGGUUAUGAAACCCUCAUUUUCCAUGCCACUGGAGUAGGUGGCAAGGCCAUGGAAUCACUAGUUAGAGAAGGAUAUAUACAGGGAGUUUUGGACAUUACAACCACAGAGGUUGCAGAUUACGUAGUUGGGGGUGUGAUGGCUUGCGACAGUUCUCGUUUUGAUGUAAUUAUAGAGAAAAAGAUCCCUUUCGUCGUCAGCGUAGGAGCCUUAGAUAUUGUGGCAUUUGGACCUAAAGAUACCAUACCAUCUAAUUUUCAGCAAAGAAAGAUUCACAUUCACAAUGCUCAGAUACUUCUCAUGAGAACCACAGUCGACGAGAACAAGAAAUUCGCCUGCUUUAUAGCUGAUAAAAUGAACAAGUCUUCGUCAAAGAUCUGUGUUUGCCUGCCACAAAAGGGUGUUUCAGCAUUGGAUGCUUCCGAGAGGCCCUUCUAUGAUCCCGAGGCUACCGGUGCCCUUUUAAACGAACUGCAGAGACUCAUUCAGAUAAACAAUGACCGGCAGGUAAAGAUGUAUCCUUACCAUAUCAAUGACCCCGAGUUUGCGAAAGCAUUGGUUGACUCGUUUAUGGAGAUUUGGUCGAAGAGUCCUGCAGAUUCUAGUCUCCCUCAGGUUUCUUCUUGCGAGUCCAACCAGGGCCUUCAUCUUCACAAGGAUGAAAACUAAGAUUGAUUUCUCAGCAUUGAAACAUUGUAUCAAAUGGUAACAUGUCCGUAUCAUA